GGAUGGAAAGGAAAUGAGUGGAGGAACAGCAGGGUUUGGUGAUUCAGGUACUAUAAAUUGUCACCUUUUCCUCUCUGCUCUAGAGAUUGAGACCUAACUGACAACUAGAGAGGGACAUAUCAUGUUCAGCUGGAAUGUGUAUCAUCUGGUAGCCCUUGCUUUGCUCUCUGCUCCUGAGUCUAGUGCUGAGUCUGAUGAUAAUGAUGAUUAUGAUACUGAUCUGGACCAGAUUGUUUUUAAAAUUAGUAAUACAUCGCAUAGUAUUACUGUAACAUGGUGGACCCCGAUUGAUAUAAACCCUGAGUGUUGUGAAGUUGAAGUGCAGUACAAGAGCCAAUGUGUCAAAGAAUGGAAGGAAGAUCAGAGGAUUGUAGUGAAACAAGAACAUGAGGUAUAUCAUUUGAACCUGUCCACUAUCAGCAUGAAGAUGAAUUACGAUUUCAGAAUAAGAAUGAAGCUGUGGUGUCUGGACAAGGAGUGGAACAACUGGACCAAAGUGCAAAGUUGGGGAAACAAUGCAGGUGCUUGUAUGGUAGAAGCAUCCCCCUACAUAUGGGUUUAUAUUUUGAUAAUUGCACUGCCACUAACCGCCUUUCUUCUUGUUUUCCUGUUGACCCAAGAGGGAAUUAGAAGACUGAUCCUUCCUGAAGUACCCGAUCCCAAACACUUCAUAAAUAAAAUCAUGGACACUGAGCAGUCGCAAUGGAGGGGGAACCUCACACAGUGGAAUGAAGAAUGCUCAACAACAGAUAUUGAGAUUAUUGAGAAGAAUGAAAGAGAAGAGCAACAUCAAACUUUGGUGAUACAGCCCAUGAACACCAGCCCAGAGAGCACAUACUGCAUCUACUCCUCUGAAACUCCUGGUAAAAACACAGAACCGCAGUACUCUCAGAACGUGUUGGGAUAUAUUUCCCUUUAAGCCCACAGAGAGGGGAUGAAAUCAUAUCGAUGAGCCAAUUUGAUGCUUUUAAGACUGAUAAUUUGAUUGGUGUAACACAUGGGUUUGUGAUCAUUACGGUUUGUUUAGCAUGGCUCUGUUAGCCUCUGCUGGUAGAUCUUGUAACUACACCAUCUGAAUACAAAAAGCGUAUUUUUCUAUUAAUGGCCAUUCAAAAUUAGCCAUAUGUUCUGAUGAAAUUAAUGUUUCUUAAGCAACAUAUUUCCAGGAUUUCUGCAUCGGCCAAAAAAGUGCCUGUGAGAUGAAUGGAAAUGCUAACUGAGAUAUUUCUGUAGGAUUUAUAAAUGUUCCUGUGAUCAGGAUUGUGGUUAAAGCACAGCUAGUGCACAGAAAAUCAUUUGAGCACAUCAGCUUGUAACAAACAAUGCAAGUGCAGUACAAUAAUUGGACAAUGGAGGGCACUCUGACUAUCCUGAAGUGUUAAAGAAGAGUUGAACCAUAUCAAAGCCAACAAGGAACACACUCUUCACAGCAUAACAGCCUUCUCUUAAGGGAGGAUGUACGUUAAUUUGAAGACUGAUUUAAAAGAUUAAUGUGAAACUGCAUAAUGGAUGUGGAAUUUCAGUGUGACGGCGUAACAAAGCCAGGGCAGCAGCUACACACUCCGAUCUGUUGUGAUUGAUGAACUGGAAUUGGGGGUAAAGGAGAAUAUGAACAAAUAAUCAUUAUGAAAUAGAAGCAAAAACGAAUGCUACACAGGUGGAUACAUGAAUGUAAAAAUGUACAGUUUCAGUCGUACUUGUCACAGCUUAAAACAGCUUUUUUUAAUAGUAUUGGUUUUAUGUGUGAGGCAGGAAGUGGGAUCCAAAAGUCUGAGAUUACAUCUACAAAACAACAAUUUUAAAUCCAAAAUUAAAAAAUAAAAAACAAAUACUAGGACAUUCUGAUACUCAUUUGAAUUUUUUGUCAUGCAUUUUUUUUC
Molecule: messenger RNA, 1880 nt
Organism: Labeo rohita (rohu)
Lineage: Eukaryota; Metazoa; Chordata; Actinopteri; Cypriniformes; Cyprinidae
Gene: crlf2
Product: cytokine receptor like factor 2
Exons: 6
Coding region: 122-919 (265 amino acids)
Molecular function (GO): protein binding
Source: RefSeq, a predicted model, not a curated record